This is a messenger RNA of Salvia splendens (bonfire salvia), 480 nucleotides long. RefSeq lists its product as uncharacterized. The transcript has a single exon. The record is from RefSeq and is a predicted model, not a curated record. The coding region runs from base 1 to 480 and encodes 159 amino acids. Lineage: Eukaryota; Viridiplantae; Streptophyta; Magnoliopsida; Lamiales; Lamiaceae.
AUGUCGCCCUACAGGCUCGUGUUUGGCAAGAUGUGCCAUCUCCGGGUCGGUGUGGAACAUAGAGAAUAUUGGGCGGUCAGAGAGAUGAAUAUGAAGCCCCAGGCCUAUGGAGAGGAGAGAAAGAUCCAACUACAAGAGCUAGAUGAAUUGAGACUUGAGUCAUACGAUGUUGCGAUGUGGUACAAGGAGAAAACCAAGUUGUGGUACGACAAAAACCUCCAGGUCAAGGAGUUGCAGGUUGGCCAGAAAGUGCUCCUGUUUCAAUCACGGUUAAAGCUGAUGCCUGGAAAGCUAAAAUCUAAGUGGAUAGGACCCUACAUGAUUGUUAGCCUCAGAGCAAAUGGAACUGUGGAAAUUCAGAGAAGGGCAUCUAACUCUACUCCUUUCCUUGUUAAUGGUCACAGAGUUAAAGUGUUUAGGGAUAGUUCAGAGUUGUGUGUGGUGGAAGAAAUUCCACUACGCAUGCUCCCUAUCGCCUAA